Molecule: messenger RNA, 345 nt
Organism: Staurois parvus
Lineage: Eukaryota; Metazoa; Chordata; Amphibia; Anura; Ranidae
Source: the annotation of a GenBank genome assembly
UGCUGGUCCCACAGUUUGACCUGGGUCCCUGUACGGCCUCCCAUUGCUUCCACUCUGCCAUGUGCCACUUUGAGGUCUCCUUACACUCCUGCGGUUUUCCAUUUUGUCAUAGGUUGCUGGCAGAUUAGCGGCCUUCCAUAGGUGCCGCCAGGCCCCAUAUCGGCCAUGGGCCCCCGUACCGCCUGGUCACGCUGCUGCUGCUCAGCCCACAGUGUGACCUGGGUCCCUGUACGGCCUCCCAUUGCUUCCACUCUGCCAUAUGCCACUUUGAAAUCUCCUCACACUCCUGCGGUUGUCCAUUUUGUCAUAGGUUGCUGGCAGAUUACAGGCCUUCCAUUGGUGCCG